Molecule: messenger RNA, 1320 nt
Organism: Brassica rapa (field mustard)
Lineage: Eukaryota; Viridiplantae; Streptophyta; Magnoliopsida; Brassicales; Brassicaceae
Molecular function (GO): zinc ion binding; nucleic acid binding
Source: RefSeq, a predicted model, not a curated record
AUGGAGUAUUACUCAGAAGAAGAAGACUUUUUUGAUUCAAGCCAAUGUUCCGAUAUCGACGAAACCGACCAAGCAUGGUCCAGUAAGGAGGAUGGCUUUGAAAGAUCGUGUUCUGCUGAUGAAUACUCUAGUUCAGAGUAUGGAGACGACCCUGGUGAAGAAAGUCCUGAACCUAAACCACCAGACCACUCUCAAGGCAACACAAGAUUUUACAAGAAAGGAGGUUGCCGAGAAAACAAAUCAUGGAGCAUUGACACUGAUUCUGAAAUCAGUAUGGGAGAGGAAGAUGAAUGUGAUCCACAUCCUACCCAGGCUUGCAAUCCUCUUAAGAAAUCACUGACGCCAGCCAGCUAUGGAGUUACUCCAUACAAAGUACCUGGCCGAUCCAAAUCCACCACAGCACAAUCAACACCAGCUGCCACAAAGAAGCAAUCCAGAACAGAACGUGGGAACACACCUGAUUAUCUAGUCUUUUCAGGUUCUAGCAUGGACCCUGGAGUCUAUUUAAGAUGGGAGGAUGAUAUGAAGCAGUGGCUGCGAGCAAAGAACAUCCCAAAGGAAGAUAAGCUAUCAUAUGCCCUUGAUAUGCUUAUUGGAAAAGCUUACACUUGGUGGGAACAAGAAGAUGCCCAGACCUACUACUCUAAUCCAGUACUCAAUUGGGGAGAUCUUAAGGCACGCAUGUAUAAGGAGUUUGUAAGGAAGCUCAGGGCCAGCAACAAAGUUCUCACAAGGCCUAUGUACCAAGAAAAUCGGUGGAGUUCAAUGUCAACACCAAAGGCAAGACCAGCUGCUGAUAAGAGUCACGCCCACUGUCCUGAUCCAAGGAAGUCAUUGUCCACUUCAAAGAAGGCAGAGGAGGUUGAGAAACUUUCUCCAGCCAAGAAGUAUCAAGGCUGGACAAGCACCACAUCAAAGCACCAUCACCAAGCAACAUCAAGGAAAGAGGUGUCUAGCUUAAAACCAGAAUCUGCUUCUAUGCCUAUGAGUGCUCACGGCCUUAAGCCCAAGAAGGUGACAUCAAGUGUCCCUACACUUCACAAAGGAGCUAUGAGGUCGUCCCAAACAGAGAAGUUUCAAGAGAGACCAAUCCCUACACUUUUGAUGGAAUCACAAGGGAUACAAGAAGUAUGUCAAAGGUCCAAAGAAACUUCCAACCAACAAGAGAACAUAAGAAGCCAAGGUAAGUCCUCUAACUCUAAAAAUUUAAAAGAUCAGACAUGUUACAGAUGUCAUAGACGUGGACACUUUGCUGCUGUUUGUCCAUCUAAGAAAUUGAAAGAAACAUCACUAGGAGAGAAAACUGAAAUAUCAAAAUAA